AUGACACGACUCCUCCACCUUCUAGCCUUUGCUGGGAUUUUACAAUUCGGCGCUGGUGCAGCCAUCGCCCCUAGGUCUUCGGAACCCAAGUAUUCUUACGAUGAGAAGACAUCGGCAGACUGCACUUGGUGGUUUGACAUGGAAGCGGCCAUAUCUUGCAGCACUCUUUUAGAGAACGAAGCCAUCACUAUUGAGCAGUUCCGCCGAUGGAACCCUUCUAUCAAAGAGGCAUGCGGUGGAUUGACCGUGGGCAGAUCUUACUGCGUUGAAGCCCAGUUUGAAUCGAUCCCAGAACCACAGCCCGGGAACCCACCCAAGCCAAGCAGCACGAAGCCUACUCAACCCUCACCUACAAAGACUUCAAAUGGGGUCGAAACUUCUCAGCCGACCCAGCCUGACAUUGUGGAUAACUGCAGAACCUUUCACCUGGUCCAAAAGGGUGAAAACUGUGCUUCGAUCGCCGCAAAGAACAAGAUUCCCCUUGCCAAGUUCUUGGAAUGGAAUGGCGAUGAUGACUGCUCAAGUCUCUGGGCUGAUGCAUGGGCUUGUGUCAUGACACUCGAUUACAAGCCUGGUGACCAACCUGCACCUUCGCCUACACAGCCUUCCAACGGUAUCACUACACAGCAACCUACACAGCCACAUAUUGUCGACAACUGCAAUAAAUUUCACUUUGUACAAUCCGGAGAAAGCUGUGCAGCUAUUGCAUCCAAGUACUCCAUCACCGGUGCCCAGUUUCUCAAGUGGAAUCCAUCGGUCGAGGAUGGCUGCACUGGUCUGUGGGCCAACGCCUAUGCCUGUGUCUCCGUCAUUGGCCACACUCCAUCACCCAGUACCAGAGCUACCACCACAAAAGCCACGACUACAAAGGCUGCAACAUCUUCAACAAUACCAGUCCAGGCCGGGAUUGAUAAGAAUUGCAACAAAUUCCAUCAAAUUCAGUCGACUACAACCUGCACUUCGAUCGAGAAGUACUACAGCCUCCCGUUUGCCACUUUUUUCAAGUGGAAUCCUUCCGUGGGAAACAACUGUGAAUCUCUUUUGGUUGGAUACAAUGUCUGUGUUGGUGUUACAGGCUGGAAGCCCACUCCCACGACUGGAAAUAAUGGCAUUGCAACGCCCUCGCCUAUCCAGACGGGUAUGAUAAGCUCAUGCAACAAGUUCCACCCCAUAGCCGCGAAAACAACAUGUGAUUCGCUCAAGUCGUACUACAACCUCGACAUGGCUGAUUUCUUUAAGUGGAAUCCGGCUGUUGGUACUGCAUGUACGAAACUCUGGGUUGGUUACAAUGUGUGUGUUGGGGUUAUAGGCCAGAAGCCCAAGCCUAGCCCGACUUCUAAGCCUACUGGUGUGCCGACCCCUGACCUUGUUCAGCCUGGUAUCGUCAAGGGGUGCAAGAAGUUUCAUGAAGUGAAGGCAACAACUACGUGCGCUUCUAUUCAGAAGUACUACUCGAUUACAAUGGCUCAGCUGUAUAAAUGGAACCCUGCUAUUGGGUCGGGAUGUACCAAGUUAUGGCAGAAAUAUAGUGUCUGUGUAUCUGCCUAG
Molecule: messenger RNA, 1548 nt
Organism: Fusarium sp. VM40
Lineage: Eukaryota; Fungi; Ascomycota; Sordariomycetes; Hypocreales; Nectriaceae
Source: the annotation of a GenBank genome assembly